AUGGAUGGGGUGGGGGGUGGAGUAGGGGGCCCUGCCGCUGGUUCCACAGCCGCCGGUUCCGGCUCUGACUCCCGGCCCAUCACCCGCAGCGGAGACUCCAAGCGCCGCAGCAAGACCAGCCUCCCGUCGCCCGGCUACCGCCUAUCGCAGGCCUCGCUGGAGGGCGAAAGGGCGGAUCCUGGGGCUGGGCCCGUGCCCGGUCGUAGCGGUGGCCGUCGCCUGUCAAUCAUGUCGUCCUCGGCCCGCGACCGAGACGGCCUGCCCUUCCGCCCCGGCACUGCCGGGGGCACCCCCACCACGCCCAUCCCGCUGCCCCCUCCCCCAGCCCCCUCCGGGUCGACCCCGGCCGCGGCGCCUACCCCGUCCUCGGCCCCCGGCACCGUGCAACGCUCCGUGGGCUUCGCCUCGCGGGCCGCCCUGGCAUCCACCUCCUCUGCGGGCACGGCCACUGGGAUCAUGGUGGUAGCCGCGGGGCCCGACACCACCACCACCACCGCGGCCGGGACCCCUGAUGCCGUCCUGGGGGGCCUGGGGGGCAUCAUGGGGGGGCUGGACGGGGAGGACUACUCCUACUCCAACCAGUCCACCUUCAUCCAGAGGCAGUUCGGGGCCAUGCUGCAGCCCGGGGUCAACAAGUUCUCGCUGCGCAUGUUCGGCAGCCACAAGGCCGUGGCUCUGGAGCAGGAGAGGCUCAAGUCGGCCGGAGCCUGGAUUAUACAUCCAUACAGUGACUUCAGGUUCUAUUGGGAUCUCCUGAUGUUGUGUUUGAUGAUGGGCAACUUGAUCGUAUUGCCAGUGGGCAUCACCUUCUUCAAGGAGGAGAAUACUCCUUCAUGGAUCAUCUUCAACGUGCUCUCAGACACUCUGUUCCUUGUGGACCUCGUCCUCAACUUCCGUACCGGCAUCGUCAAGGAGGACAACACGGAGAUCCUGCUGGACCCGCGGGCCAUCCGCCAGAAGUACCUGCGCAGCUGGUUCCUGGUGGACUUCAUCUCCUCCAUCCCGGUGGACUACAUCUUCCUCAUGGUGGACCUGGAGGCCCAGCUGCACGGCUCCGAGGUCUACCGCACGGCUCGGGCUCUGCGCAUCGUGCGCUUCACCAAGAUACUCAGCCUGCUGCGCCUGCUCAGGCUCUCCAGACUCAUACGAUACAUACACCAGUGGGAGGAGAUCUUCCACAUGACGUAUGACCUGGCCAGUGCCAUGGUGCGCAUAGUGAACCUGAUCGGCAUGAUGCUGCUGCUGUGCCACUGGGACGGCUGCCUCCAGUUCCUGGUGCCCAUGCUGCAGGACUUCCCCCCGGACUGCUGGGUCGCCAAGAACGACAUGGUGAAUGACACGUGGGGUGUGCAGUACUCCUAUGCCCUCUUCAAGGCCAUGAGCCACAUGCUGUGUAUCGGCUACGGUGCCCAGGCCCCCGAGGGCAUGACGGACGUCUGGCUCACCAUGCUCUCCAUGAUCGUGGGCGCCACCUGCUACGCCAUGUUCAUCGGCCACGCCACCGCCCUCAUCCAGAGCCUGGACUCCUCGCGCAGACAGUACCAGGAGAAGUAUAAGCAGGUGGAGCAGUACAUGUCGUUCCAUAAGCUGCCAGCUGACAUGCGGCAGAAGAUCCACGAGUACUACGAGCAUCGCUUCCAGGGCAAGAUGUUUGACGAGGAGAACAUCCUGGGGGAGCUCAGCGAACCACUCAAGGAGGAGAUUGUGAGCUUCAACUGCCGCAGUCUGGUAGCCAACAUGCCUCUGUUUGCCAACGCGGACCCCAACUUUGUGACGGCGGUCCUGACCAAGCUACGCUUUGAGGUGUUCCAGCCGGCCGACUACAUCAUCCGAGAGGGCACAGUGGGGCGCAAGAUGUACUUCAUCCAGCACGGUCGUGUCAGCGUGCUUGCUCGCGGGAACAAUGACAACAAACUCAGUGACGGCUCAUACUUUGGAGAGAUUUGUCUGCUGACGCGUGGUAGGCGUACAGCGAGUGUGCGUGCAGAUACGUACUGCCGUCUGUACUCUCUGAGUGUGGACAGCUUCAAUGAGGUGCUGGAGGAACACCCCAUGAUGAGGAGGGCAUUCGAAACCGUAGCUGCCGAUAGACUCGAUCGGAUAGGUAAGAAGAACUCCAUGCUCCUGCGUAAGGCCUCCCAGGUGGGCUCCAUGGUGGGUAGCAUGGGCCGUGGUGGCAGCAGCCGCGGAGGUGGAGGAGGAGGAGGCGCGGGUGGCAGCCUGGCAGGCCUGGGCUCCUGCGACUCCGUCCUGGUGCAGCAGAUCGUGAAGCACGACAGCAUGCCCACCAUGCAAGAGAUCACCGGCGGCUCCCAUCCUGGCACCAUCACCGUGCGCCCAGGCAUGAUAGGUGGAGGAGCAGGGCCAGUCGUAGGGGGAGGGGGUGGUGGUGGUGCGGUGUCUCCUCGCCCGCACCCUCUUAUCUGGGCGCCGCUGGUCCACGCGCCCCUGCAAACGGCUGCAGCCACCACCAACGUGGCCAUUGCACUCAUGCACCACCAACAACAGCAGCAGCACCUGCAGCAGCAGAUCCAGCAGACGCAGCAGGCGAUAGCACAGGUGCAGGCCCAGGCCCAGGGGCAAGGGGGACCUAUCUUCCUGCCCUCCCCCCUGCCCAUAUCCCCCUCGCCGUCUGGAUGCCCCCUGUCGCCCCCACGGCCCCCACUCCUGCACCCCCGCCAGUCCCUCAGCUCUCUCAGCUCCCUCAUCGGCCUAUCAGCUGGCUUGUCUCCCAGGGGGGUGGGGCCUGUCGCCAUGACACCCGUCGCCAUGACGCCCUCUCCGUCAUCGGUCGGACCUCCGUCAGCGUCCGCCAUGGGCGUGACAGGGGCCUUGGCAGGAAGCAAUGUGGCUAAGACGCCUACCACACCUGCCUCGUCCGUUUCAACUCCUUUGCAAAGUGGGCGGACCCUUCACUACAGUCUCCGCCUACACGGUGGCGAUCACCCUUACGCCUCAGCCAGUGGCGCCUUAGGAGCGACGACCCCGCCCUUCCACAAACUCUCCCAGCCCCCUCCUCCUGCCCCUUCCUCCUCCUCCUCCUCCUCCUCGACAUCAGCAGCACAGGGGGCAGCCAAGGAGGCGCUGUUGCGGCACAGCACCCAGGGGCUGCCCCAGUUCGCCCUAGGUCGCCUCACCCAGGAGGCUCGCCUACUGUCGGCCUCCCAGCCCACGCUGCUCCUACCCCACCGGGCCUGGGCCUCCAGCACCCCCAGUGGCUCCGGCUCCUCCACCAGUGGCCCCCAGCACUCCUGCCCCCCACCCCUGCAUCGCAAGGCCUCUGGAGGAAACCUGCUAGCCGCCCCUUUCCUGGCAGGGCAGCUGGCCAGGGGGGCCAGUGCUGGGGUGCUCAGUUCUAACACCCCAUUGGUGGUGGGUGGCCAGAUCUUGCCCCCGCCUCUACAGAUGCAGGCACAGAUGCCGCCACUGCCCAUGCAGGUUCACUUGGUGCAGGCGCCCAUGUCUGCCCCUGUGUCACCUGGCAACAAGCAGACGGUCUUGUCCUCGUGCUCCUCGUCCCCUACCUCCACAAUAGCGCGCCCCAAACCCUCCCACACGCCCCCGUCUGGCUCAGCCUCCCCCACACACUCAUUAACCCCUCCUCCCAGUGCUGGUCCCCCCCCUCUUCCCCCCCCCCAUGCUAAGCCUGCUUCUGCUUCUGCUUCUGCCUCUGCUUCUGCCUCUGCCUCAGCAUCCUCCUCCCCGUCUGCCUCUCCCUCCCCCUCCUGCUCCUCUCCCUCCGCCAUCCCCACCCUCAUCCAGAGCUCUCGUUUCAAGCUGUCCCCCACCCCGCUCUCCUUUGCCAGUCCUCCUCCCACCUCCCCCCUGGCCCAGGCCUCCACCCCCUCCCAAACACCCGCCGUCCCCACUCGCACCUCCAGCCAGACCACCAGCGGCCUGUCCUCCUCUCCUCCCUGCCACUCCCCCUCCCCUCGGCCCCCCAGUACUCCCCAGUCUCCCCACACCCCUAGUGCCACUCCAGCCUAUGCAUCCAUGCCCCCACACUCCCCUGCCAUGAAUGUGACCCCCACUAAAGCCUUCACCCCUGCUGCCUCUGUCUCUACCACUGCUGCGUUUGCCAAUGCUGCUACUCCCACUGGCCCGGCAACCAUUCCCUCCGCUGUGACAGCUGCUCCCUCUGCCUUGACAACUGCUACAUCAGUCAAGACAACUACUCCCUCCACCCUAGCAACCACUGCUGCCACCCUAGCAACCUCUCGCUUUAUUGUGACCACCACUCCCUCAACCCUGGCAACCAGCCCUCCGUCUGUGAAGGUAACCACUCCCUCCACCUUAGCGACCACUCCCUCUUCCCUCGCAACUCCUUCCUCCGCUGUAACAACCAUACCUUCUGUUGUAGCAACCUCUCCCUGUACCCCAGCAACCACAACAAGUCCCUCCCCCCGUAGCCCAGCUGCCUCCACUGCCACUUCUGCCGCCCCAGUGUCCCCCAGACUGGGCCGCAAGGAGCCAGAGCUGCCCCAUAGCAAGGCAGACGCCAAGAGCCCCAGAGACAAACUGCCUCAUCAGAUGUGA
Molecule: messenger RNA, 4536 nt
Organism: Engraulis encrasicolus (European anchovy)
Lineage: Eukaryota; Metazoa; Chordata; Actinopteri; Clupeiformes; Engraulidae
Product: potassium/sodium hyperpolarization-activated cyclic nucleotide-gated channel 2
Exons: 12
Coding region: 1-4536 (1511 amino acids)
Biological process (GO): regulation of membrane depolarization; potassium ion transmembrane transport; sodium ion transmembrane transport
Cellular component (GO): membrane; axon; HCN channel complex
Molecular function (GO): voltage-gated potassium channel activity
Source: RefSeq, a predicted model, not a curated record